Musa acuminata subsp. malaccensis (wild Malaysian banana) is the source of this 1310-nucleotide messenger RNA. NCBI's taxonomy places the organism in Eukaryota, Viridiplantae, Streptophyta, Magnoliopsida, Zingiberales, Musaceae. The record is from RefSeq and is a predicted model, not a curated record.
AGCUUCUGGGGCGUGGUUUCCAGUCCGUGGUCUUCAUAUUAAGCAUUGGCUCCCUCUCAGCCUCGACUGCCCAAAGAUCUUUAAGUCGAUGGCUGCAGCAAAACCCCGAUCAGAUGAGGGAGGCCGAGAAAACUACAAAAAGCAAACACCGGAACAUGACUUUUCCCCAAUGUCAAACAAUCAUACAAGCACGCAUCCACACAUCAGGGGCCUAAACCAACGAUCUCCCGUCAGUUAGAAAGACAAGCCUUGGGUAUGGAACCGAUCUUGAAAUUGGCGUAGAGGGGGGGGGUUUACUUGGUCUUCGCGGUGCAGAGCUUCUUGUGGCGCUUGAAGGCUUCUGCUGCUGACCGAGGAUUUUUCCCAUCGUCGAACUCUUGGUCUCGCCGUCUUUUUCCCAUCGCCGCCGCCCUUGCCGAUACAAUAGGGUUGACAAUUCAUUCCAUCCUCUUCGAUCGGCCGCCGGAUAUUUCGGAGACUGGCGAUUCAAGGGAACUUCGAAAAGGGAAGAGAGAGUUACGGCUUUGAGAUUCGUGACAUCCGAAUCCGAUGCUGACGAGCUUUUUUAUAUGCGGUCAUGGGCGGAUGUAACAGAGAGGACACGGUUGUGAGGAGAAGAGAGGGACCAUAGGGGAAUCCUUUUUGCUGCUGUUGCUCUUCGCUUACGAGAUUUAUCUGUCUCUUGAUCUCCUUGAUUCUUCAGCGUGUAAAAUGAGGCUUCUUUAAUUUAUUUUUAUGAAGUUGCAGAAUAGUAGAGGCAAUGUCAAGGGUGAUCAAGAAGUUCUUUAUUGCAUCGAUGGUCAUGUGGAUAGCUCCAGUAGCUAUAUUAUAUGGGUUUAACAAUCACAUAUUUCCUGGUACAAGUAAGCUUUCAUCUUCAUCUCAAACACUUGUUAGUGGAUUUCUUGCUGUUAUAUCAGUGAAUCUGGUGAUUGUGCUAUACAUAAUCAUGGCGAUAAAGGAGCCUGGCAGCAAUAUGGAGCACCAGCCUGAUCCUGCAUUCUUAGCAGAAGCUAAAGCUAGCAUUAACCAACCAGCAGCUGUGACAACUGAUGACAAUGCCCAAACUCGGGAGAAAGCAGAAUAAGGAUUCAUGUCCAAGUCAAAUUCCUUGAGAAAUUUAAUGCAAGUGGCGCCCAGAUGGAGUGGAUUACCUAGAGAAAGACAAACUGUGAACAUGAUGUUGCCUGUAACAUUUUGGUUUGGCAUUGCAAUAACUUAGGACAGUAACAUGGCCAUGUGAUAUUGGUAGUACUUGUGUACCUCAAAACCUUUGUGCAAAUUGUAAUGACAACAUCCAUGUUCAUGCC